AACAGCGUAGUGCAUAUCCAUCCACAUUCUGACGACCGACUUAACCACCACACAGAGUUUGCGCAAGCGUACGUUACCGUCUCCAGGCUGGAUAACGAGGGACGCUCGGGGGUGUAGACGUGGAGAGACACUGACAAAUCAAUACGGCAAUGUCCGCCGGUAACCAGGCAGUCGGAGCUCAUAGUUCGCGAGGAACGCGUCGAAGGUCCGUGCGCACGCUUAGAGAUUCGUCAGCGACUCUCGUCAGAACAGUCCAUUGCACUCCAUGUCGUCAUCGGCUUCGUCGUAACGCCGUCGAGACAUCUGCCUCUGGCUGCUCGUCCGCCGCUUCAUCCUGAGAUCCCAGCUUCUCGAGGCGAAGUGCGCCGUUUGGAAGAAGGCGGUGGUAUCCUCGAGCGUCGAUGCUCCAGCGGUUCUCCUCGGCCACCGCAGCGACUUCGCGACGAGAGUCUUUCGCUGAAAUCGGAUCUCUCCGCGCAACUCGGGAGAUUCCUCGCCGAUUUUAGUCCCCUCCGGAAACGAAGAGGAACACGCAUACUGCCCUCGGCCGCAUAUACGUUCGGCCAGUUCCGGACUCGACGUGGGAUCUCGCACACGCAUAUAUACAAGAAGAGAGAGACAAGAGCCGACGGGAGGAGAGACUAAGCCGCCUCGCGAGAGACUCUUGAGAGCUACCAAUCGUUAUCAGCGUCGCUGGUAAAGUGGUCCAAUCCUUACCCGGUACCACGAUCGAGCUAAUAGGCACCCGCAAGGCCGCCAGGCUACUACAGCGUCUGGUAGGCGUGAGUGAUUGGUCCUUCCGCACGGAUUUACCGAAACAUCCCCAAAACGGCAACCCGUCGUCGUCGUGGUGCUGCCGGGGCCCCGCCGUUAGCCGCGAGAGAUCGCGAGAAGGGAGUUUGGGGGGAUCGGCGGGAGGAUCGGCCUAUUCGUACGAGACCGGAACUCGCUCCUGGUACGCCGCUUGCUGGCGGCCCGGUGAGAUGGAAGAGAAGUCCUCUGCCCGAUUUUCCGAAUACCUGUUCGCCAAGAUGGGCGGGCAGGACGUCUCGGCCUCUCAGGGUCCCCGCAAGGUGACCGCCGACACCAGAAAGUGGAUGCGGGAGAACCUCCUGCUCAUGGUUACCCUAUCCGGCGUGCUCUUCGGCGUAAUCCUCGGAUUCGGCUUGCGUCCCUUGGAUCUCGGAGACGACGCGGUGAUGCUCAUCAGCUACCCGGGAGAACUGUUUAUGAGGCUACUGAAACUGAUGAUCUUGCCUCUGGUAAUCGCCAGCCUUAUAUCAGGUUCAGCGAGUUUGAACGCCAGGAUGAACGGGAUGAUCGCUGUUCGUACUUUGGUGUACUUCAUACUGACGUCCUUGCUCAACGCUAUCCUUGGGGUAGCCCUAGUCCUCGUUAUUCAUCCCGGUAAUCCCGGCAUCAGAGAAUCGAUCGGUCCCUCGCAUCACGCGAGGGCCGUUAACAUACUCGACAGCCUGCUCGAUCUGGGAAGAAACAUGUUCCCGGACAAUCUGUUUCAAGCAGCCUUCCAACAGGCGCACACGGUAUACGUCCCGAAGAAGCAGCCGUUCCAAAACGACACCGACCGGCUGAACGAGGUGCUGGGGGACGAGGAGCUGAUGAGAGUGAUACAAUACAGAAGCGGCACGAACACUCUGGGCAUAGUUUUCUUCUGCUUGGUUUUCGGCACGUUUCUGGGAACGUUAGGCGAGAAAGGCCAGGUCGUGAUAGACUUCUUCAAGGCUGUGUUCGAAGUAAUCAUGCGGAUGGUAUCGACGGUCAUGUGGAUGACACCAGUCGGCAUCACCUCCGUGAUAGCGGGCAAAAUACUCGGCGUGGACGACCUGGUACUGGUGAUGUCGCAGUUGGCGUGGUUCAUCGUCACGAUCGCGAUCGGUGUCUUUCUCUAUCAGCUGGUGAUCAUGCAACUGAUAUAUAUGGCCUUCGUUAGAAAGAACCCCUUUAAAUUCUACGCCGGCCUGGCCCAGGGUACCCUCACCGCCUUCGCCAUGGCAUCAACGGCUGCCGCGCUUCCUGUGACUUUUCGUCUGAUGACCGAGAAGCUCAGAGUCGACCCUAGAGUCACCAGAUUCGUCCUGCCGAUCGGUUGCAAUAUUAACAUGGACGGUACCGCGCUCUUCGUCGCAGUGGCUAGCAUAUUCAUCGCUCAGAUGAACGGCAUCUUUCUCGGCUUCGGGGAGAUUAUCACCGUCAUUCUGACGUCCACCGCUGCUUCCGUGUCAUCGGCCUCGGUACCUAGCGCUGCCCUUGUCCUGCUGUUGGUCGUCCUAAGCGCCAUAGACGCUCCUGUUAACGACGUGUCUCUCUUGUUCGCCAUCGAUUGGUUCGUAGAUCGGAUAAGGACCACCAACAAUAUGCUGGGAGACUGUUACGCCGCUGCCGUGGUCGAGCAACUGUCCAAGAAGGAACUAAUGGCAUUGGACGCGGCAGCCUAUCAAUCGGAGACGGUGCUGCCAACCACCAUCGCCAAUGGAUGUAUUUCCGCCAACAGGGUACCUGAUCCUGACACUGUGGUCGUCGAGAUGCAGGACGACGCACGGAUAACGGGGAUCGCCAAGUAAACACACUUGUUGCCUCGGAGCAUUGCACAUGUCACGGAGUGUGACGGAGGAGACCGUUUGACUAGUGGCUAGCCUCGCAGAAUAGUUCAACCACCGUGUAGAAUCCUAUCAACGAGUAAAUAAUCUCAGCUCCGCGAGCUGGACGAGCGCAUUGAGCGACGGGACAACGGCCUGUUCAUCAAGGAUCAAAAAAGGGUACAUAGGUUGCGCUAACGGCGCGUUUAGUUCCUCUGCUUCUCCUCGUUCUGAUAAUUUCCGAAGUUCGCAAGGAUCUUCCGCGGUGGAGUUCUGCAAAACUAACAAUGAGAAAGAGAAAGAUGGAGAGAGAGAGAGAGAGAGAGAGAGAGAGAGAGAGAGAGAGAGAGAGAGAGAGAGAGAGAGAGAGAGAGAGAGAACUCUCACGGUCGCCAGUGCGACCCACUGGGAAAUUCAAAGUCAAUAAAUAAUGCGGAGAAUGCGUUGCCACGUUGAGAGAUGCAGAUACAGCAAUAAGAAACGAUAUACGUAAACUUUUAAAAUGCUUCAGUCGAGAUUUCCGCAAGCUCGGAAAAGAAGGAUGCUCUGUCAGAGAGGAGGAUGCGCGAUGGCAGUUUCGCCGUCGCGCAUCGUCAACUACGCUCGACGUUGUCGAAAUGUAAUUAAAGAGUGGAGGUAUGAGUCGUUCAACGACCCCCCUCCCCCAACCCAGGAAAAUUACAGACUGAAUUGGCAGAAGAGGUUGAUUGGACUGGCCGACCGACUGACCGACUGACCGUACGACUCGAAACUUGAAUAGACGAUAGAUGAUCGUAGGGCGAAGACUCAUACACAAAGUAGCGAGAAAAAUGCAAAAACAGGAAACAAAGAAAAAAAAAAUACCAGGUGAUCACCGAUUCGACUGCGCUACUCCCGUAGGAAUCAGUGAUCGUUUCUACGAUCGAUCGCGUAAACAGCGUCGAAUGUGGUGCCUUAUUUCAAUGCGCCAAUUACAGACAGGCGCGAUGAAAGUAACGAGAGUUUCUUAUGUUCUUUUUUCGGGUGUCACCCUUGCGCGUAUUAAUGUGUGUCGGCGCUGAUUCCAAUUACUGACGCUUUUUCGAUGUAUUUAGAACGUCCUAGGCCCCGCACACGCAUAUAGACACACACGUAUACACACACACACACACACACGCGCGCGCGCGCGCGAUGGAUCGAGCACACGACUGUUUUCAGUGACACGCAACGGAUACCAGUUUCUACCGAUGAUAGAGAAAUUUUUUACGACGACUGUUGGGAAAAAGAACUCGAUGUGAUAACAUUGUUAGAUAGCUAUGUGCAUACCUACAUAUCUAGGACACACACGACGCAGGUACAUUCAAUCGCAUCCUCAUAUACAUAUACCUAUACUGUAAUACCGUAUUUAGGCUACUUGACCAAAGACCACGCGUACUUCGUAUCGCGUAUCGUCGUCACUGAUCGCAAUCCGAAAUAUGAGAGAGAAAUUCCAAAACACGACUCACACGCGUCGACAGUGCAUGUUUCUGCGGGGAUCAAUGUUUAAUCACACGCGAAAAAUGCGGCUGAAAAAAAAGAAGAAAAAAAGACUUACGCGAGCGGGCGCGGGACUUUAAAUAGUUUUUAAAAGUCAUAUCGAGGAAAUUAACUAUCGGACCAUUAAUGAACGGAAAACUGACGCGUAGAACUAUUUACGUGCCCCGCUUUCAAAAGACACGUGUGUUUUCGGACGAAAGGGUGCUCGUCGAGACGGAAGCUUGAGAUCCUGAUCCUGUUCAUCGUGCUGAGAAAGUCGGGCGACUCGAGGGAAUUACGUUUUCUGCCCGUUUAACACAAGAAAUUUUCAUAAGAAAUUUUUCACACACACACACAUCGGGGAUAUCGCGAGAAAGAAUCGUUUCCCUCGGGUAAUUCCUUAUAUGAGGAGGCACGUUUUUUGAAAUUUCCGAUGACGUUCGUGUUUUCGUCGGGUACGACCACGAGUGUACAAGGACUCUGUCUCGUCGCGCCUUUUCGGCUAGUAUUCCUUGCCGUAGAGUAAAUAUACCUUCCAGUAUAAUGUUGUCCACUCAAGUAGCUUAGUAACAACAACAAAAUCUGUGUUUCGAUCGUGAUGCGAGUGACCAUACGUAUCCGAUCUAUUAAAAAAGAAAAAGAAAAAGAGAAAAAAAAAGAGAAAUUAAAUAAGCGCGACUUCUCGUCGAGCGGCAACAAGACUGGACACACCAUAUAACAAUAUCGUUUUUGCUAGACAUAACGUAAUUGGUAAACGAUCCUCUUAUAAAGGUUUCGCUGAUUUUAGGCACUAGGUAGGUAGGUCGAUACGUGUUUCAUCGUAGAGACUGUUUAAAUGUACAAACUAUUCGAGUACAUAGCAUUAUUAGCGUUCAUGGUAAUUAUUAAUGUUCAUUCACCUGUAUGGGUUUCGGCGCGUUAUUCGGGUUGUUUCCUUCGUUAAGCGAUUCGUUCAGCAGUUCGCAUGUGCGAGGGAAAAACAGAUUUCCGUUGUUACGACGAACGGGACAGAGGAAGCGAGCGAAAAAGAAAUUGUUUCACGCUAGCGUAAGGAUUAUUCAAUGCAAUCGCAUGUUAGGUAUACGUUCCAGAAGAUGUAAACUUAAGGGCUAGAACUCGUAAACGCAUGAAUGGUAUUUAUACACACGAAACAUCGAAGUGAGAUCGACUUGACGAUUGAAGCAAUGCAGGAACCAAUAGUUGAGCGAGAGAGUCUUUGGUUAAUACUUAAGAACAAUACAACUGAUAACGGGUACUCUUCGUUAAAUUUUACUUGUGCGGCUAGAUUGUACUUUCGUUUAUUCGAUAGAUUCUCGAGUUAGAGAGAGUUUGGAAUACCCUGCCAUUCUUUCGAGUGAUAUAUCGGGUGCUCCCGUUUUUUCACUCGGCACGUUUUACCCUCGGUCAUUGAGAAAGUAGAGGCACCGACUGUCCUAGUUGCGGGGGCAAAACGGGCGGAGGAAAGAAGGGAUAAACUUAUCAAAAUAAUCCGAUGAAUACGUGUUAAUAUACUUAUAAGGCUCAACGUGUUGUAUAACAAGAUGCAAGUUUAUACGUGGGAAUA
Harpegnathos saltator (Jerdon's jumping ant) is the source of this 5634-nucleotide messenger RNA. RefSeq names its product Excitatory amino acid transporter 2 (gene Eaat2). NCBI's taxonomy places the organism in Eukaryota, Metazoa, Arthropoda, Insecta, Hymenoptera, Formicidae. Gene Ontology annotation, molecular function: neutral L-amino acid transmembrane transporter activity; L-glutamate transmembrane transporter activity; glutamate:sodium symporter activity. The transcript is spliced from 12 exons. The coding region runs from base 984 to 2582 and encodes 532 amino acids. The record is from RefSeq and is a predicted model, not a curated record. Gene Ontology annotation, biological process: L-glutamate transmembrane transport. Gene Ontology annotation, cellular component: plasma membrane.